This is a messenger RNA of Purpureocillium lilacinum, 6135 nucleotides long. RefSeq lists its product as uncharacterized. Gene Ontology annotation, biological process: small GTPase-mediated signal transduction. Gene Ontology annotation, molecular function: guanyl-nucleotide exchange factor activity; small GTPase binding. Gene Ontology annotation, cellular component: plasma membrane; cytoplasm. The record is from RefSeq and is a predicted model, not a curated record. NCBI's taxonomy places the organism in Eukaryota, Fungi, Ascomycota, Sordariomycetes, Hypocreales, Ophiocordycipitaceae.
AUGCCCUGGCAGCCGCUUCCCCGGAUCGCCUUCGCCGUUGCGACGUACCCCUUCGCCGCCGAGAGCCCGGCCGACCUGCCGCUCGAGAUUGGCGAUGAGCUCUACAUCAUUGAGGAGACGCCCGACGGCGCCUGGCUGAGGGGCUAUCUGGUUGCGCCCCCCAGCCUGCUGGCUGGCCUGACGUCGGUCAAGGGCCAGACGCUGGAGGCUCGAGUCUUCAGCGGCAUCUUCCCCCGCAGCUGUGUCGAGGUCCGGGAGAUGCUGGGCGGCGCGGACGACCGCGACGACACCGUCGACGACGAGUACGAAGACGAGAGGGGCGAGGAGCCCAUCAGCGACACCACGGGCUCGGCCGAGAACCGUCCCGCGAGCGAUUCCGCCAAGAGCGGCUUCACCAGCGCGCAUUCGCCCACGAAGCGGACUCACCGCGAGAAGACGACGAGCCUCCGCAGCAGCGGCAGGAGGAGGCCGUUGAGCGAGCUCCCCAAUGGGACCCUCGGCAAUCUGUCUGUGCCCGUCAAGAGGGAUCCCAAUGCGCCUCGACCCGCGGCCCCUGUCCCAAUGCUCAAAAUCGGUGACGAGACACCAACUUCGGCUGCCGAGCCAUUGAUCGACGAGAUCGCCUCGUGUUUGCGCGAAUGGCACUCCAAGUACCUCCACGAGCUUCUCCUGUCGCGCAAGUACGCCGAGUUGGACCAAUUGUCCCAGCUCAUUGCACGCCUCAACCUUCACCGCCAGCAAUUCCUCUACAACGUUCUCACCACACACGAGUAUGAGCGGCUACGGGAACAGACCGUCUGGGACCUCGUCAAGCUAAACAAGCUUUGCGGCGGAGAGGUCAUUGUUCGGGACCCUGCCGCUCGCGGCCGAGUUCUGACGGGUGACGACUCGGUGGUAGACGUCACGAGACUCCAAUCGCAAAUGAGUUUGCUGGACGAGCCUCCGCAGCCGGCCGUCGAACUGUCCAGCCUACAUCACAUCUUGCUGGACGUGAAAGGGUUCGCAGGAUCCUCCAACGAAGAAACUACGCUGGUCCUGUAUCUUGCCAGUAAACCCCGCCACGGCAGCAUGUCGAUAUUGUCGGAAUGCUUCUCCGUCGACAUACCCGCGGGCGGCGCGAUAGAAGGGCUCACUCUGGGCUCAUCAACACGGACGCUCUUCACCGAUCUCUCUGCUCAGGACAUUGGCGACGCACCAGCGGCGGAGUCUGAGCUCUACCUUGUCGUCAAAGUAUUGGCGCUCCAGCGAGUAUUCUCACCUCAGCCGAUUUCUCGGACAGGCACUGGCGGCGAGUUCAGCCGCCCAGGAGAGAGCUCGAAAGCUGCCCCGGCCACGGCAAAGUCCUCAAGGAGGAGCUUGAUGUGGGGCAGCAAGAGUGGCCGGCCAACCUUCUCGAGAGGCAACGGCGUGUCUAGAACGGACUCAGUCUCGGAACGGCAGGGAAGCUCGUACCGAGCUACCACGGCGGAGAGCAGAGAUGGCUAUGCGCCGCCGAGCACUGCCGGGUCGAGAGCUGUUGCGUUCACAGAACCCGCGUACACGGCCCAGCGCACCGUCGGAGUAGGCGUGUUGAAGCUCAACGAUUUGCUGAAACACGACGAUGAGAUUGAGCAGCUCAUCGGCAUUUGGGCGCCGAGCGCCCGGCCUGGACAUGAAAAGGAACAAAAGGAAGAGGGGGAUCAGCUGAUUCGUGAACUGCUGGACAGACCUAGCGGAUUUCUCGAAAAAUCACGAAGAGGAGAGCGGCUUCAGGUCGGCUUGCAAAUGUUUAACCAUCCGGACGCCGACGCCUUAAUCAAGGCCACACCGACCCUGCUUUCAGGGGUGUCUAGCACCAACAGGAUCGGCUUCUCUGCCGCUCCGACGAAGCCCAGGUCUGAUAUUUACCUGACGAUCAACACAGCGGCCUUGGCUCGGCAGAAUCUGCUCUCAAGGUUUGGCGGUAGCGCAACCAGCAUGCCACCGGGCUUGCAGGGUACGAAUCUCCAGAUCACGCUCGAGGUCCGAAGCCCAGCCGGCCAGCGUUUCGAACACUGCAUCCACACAGCGUCGAACAAGCAGCCUGUCACUACGUUCAAGUCGGCGGCUGCCGAAAGAGGCGAGUCCUGGAAGCAGACACUUCGGCUCUCCCUGUCGCCCAGCGACGUAUCGACAGCUCACGUCGUCAUGUUUAUGGCCGACAUCCCCAACCCGCCCUUUGCCGUGGCACAUAUGCCGCUAUGGGACCAGCAAGCCUUCAUACGAGACGGCCAGCACGGGCUACUUCUCUACAAAGUGGACGAGCACACGUCGACAGCGGAAGCUGGGCCGACCGGCAGAGGCGGCUACCUGUCGCUGCCAUGGGCGCCGCGGGGCAGAGACGAGCACUCCGCCGAGGUGACCGGGCCUCUGGCCGUGUUGCUCGUCGACACGUUCCUGUGCAGCACAAGGUUCUCGCAAGACCGCGUAAUUCUGGGCAUUCUCAAAUGGAAAGACCUUUCUCAGGACGAACUAUCCGCCACCCUGAGACAACUUAUCUUUGUUCCAGAAAUCGAGGUCGUCAAGCUACUGAACGAUGUCCUGGAUGGGCUGUUUGGCAUGCUUGUGGAGAACUCCGGCAACGACGAGUUUGAGGACCUUGUGUUCACGGCCUUGGUCCGAGUGCUGGGCAUCGUGCACGACAGGAGAUUCAACCUCGGACCCCUGGUCGACACGUACGCUGAGAACCAGUUCAAUUAUCCCUUUGCCACCACAAGCUUGGUGCGAUCCUUCACACGCCUGCUGGAGAACCCCACCGAACCCGAGAUUGCUCGCAAGCUGAGAGCCACGUUUAAAGUCGUGCGGCACAUCUUGAAAUUCAUCACACACGCCCGGCAUCAGAUGAAGGCCAAGGAGGCGGUCAUAGGAAUCAAGUCCUCUCCGCAGGGCUUCACGCGACAAUUGCGAGUCAUUUUUAAGGCACUGGACGCAAUGAUGCGCAACACUGCCCCGGCGCUGGUCGGAAGCCAGACACUGGCCGUCCAGCACUUCCACACUUGGCUCCCGGAACUCAGCGGCCUCCUGAGCACCGAGGAGAUUCUUCACAUCGCCAUAGACUUCAUGGACUCCUGCACGCAUGUCAAGGGCAAACUGGUCCUGUACAAGCUGCUUCUCAUCAUCAACUACUCCAAACUUGAUCUGUUCGCCCACCCGGAUCAAAAGGCGGCUCUCGGAGCGAAUACUGUCAGGUGGAUCUCGCCGCAUUGGGGCCACCCCGAGGUUGUAAACGACCAAUGGAGAGACCAAGUCCGCUUGUGCUGUUCCAUCAUCGCCAGCCAGGUUGAGUACUUGGGCCCCGAGAUUCCGGACCAUCUGCCUAGGAUCAUCGACUCGUACCUGGCGAUUCUAGCAUCUCCACAGAAGUCACGGGAUCGGCUGUCUCUCCUAUUCCCUGCAUCAUACCCCUUCCCAUCAAAAGCUGUUCAGGACCAAGUCGCGUACGACGAGGCGUUGGCGGAACUGUCGGCAGUGCUCUCUGCCGUGUCAAACUCAUCGGCGGGUAUGCAGCUGGAGUUGGCGGAAGGAGACCUUGCCAUCAUCCUCGAGAAUCUCCUGCGCGUUCACAAGAGCAUUCUCUCGGGCGAGGCAUUCCCAGCAGGGUGGCUGAGCGUGCACAUCUACCACCACACAUCAACCAUGUCCACCCUGCAGUACCUGGCCGGAAUCUUGCUGGAGUCCUUCCUCCCCGACCCUGACGACGCCGAGACCUUUAACACGGAGCUCUGGAAGCUCUUCGUCACCACGCUUUUGAAGCUCGUCGGAAGCUCAUCCCUCGCCCUCGAGACUUUUGCAGAACAAAAGCGCCGAGCCGUGUGGAAAAUUGCUGGCGACGUGAGGGAGCAUGGGGCAGACCUCCUGCGCAAGACGUGGGAAGCCAUCGGCUGGGAGACGACGACCGACGAGCGCGCCCGUUAUGGCUUGUCCAAGAUAGGCGGAUACCAGGUUCAAUACGUCCCUACCUUGGUGGGCCCCAUCGUCGAGCUCUGUCUGAGCGUCCACGAAGGUCUUCGCAGGAUGGCAGUCGAGGUCCUGCAGACCAUGAUCGUCAGCGAAUGGACCCUCAGCGAGGACUUGACGGUCAUCCAGACGGAGAUGAUAGACUGCUUGGACCAUUACUUCAAGUCGAAGCCCCUGACGGAGAGUAUCCUGCAGAAGCUGUUCGUCGGCGAGCUUAUUGAGCGAUUCGAGCCCCUGUCCAAGAUUCCUGGCGAGCCACUCUACGUCGCCGUUCAAGAUCUUGUUGCCACACUGGACGAGUUUCUCGACCUGCUCGUUGCGGUGCACAGCGGCGACGGCAGCAACGAGGCGUCAAACAUCAUCAACCGGCUUCGACUGAUGGAGUUCCUGCGGGACAUGCAGAAGGAAGAAAUCUUUGUGCGCUACGUCCACCAGCUGGCAAGUUUCCAGGCAGAGUCAGGGAACCAUGCCGAGGCGGGUUUGGCGCUGCGCCUGCACGCAGACCUCUACGAAUGGGACCCCACGAAGCAGACAACCGUGCUUGCCGACCCCGAGUUCCCGGCGCAGUCCAUGUUUGAGCGCAAGGAAAAGAUUUACUUUGACAUGAUUAAGCACUUCGAGGAGGCUGAGUCGUGGAGCAACGCGUUGACGGCGUACAAGGAGCUCCAGGUGCAGUACGAGUCCAAUGUGUUUGACUUUGCCAAGCUGGCAAGAACGGAGCGAGCCAUUGCAACCAUCUACGAAAAGAUCUCGAAGAGCGAGAAGCUCGUCCCGCGGUAUUUCAAGGUCGUGUACAAGGGCCUUGGUUUCCCUUCCGGCAUUCGGGACAAGGAGUUCGUUUACGAGGGCUCGCCGGCGGAGCGAGCAUCCGCAUUCACCGACCGCAUGCAAGAGCAAUACCCGGCGGCGCAGAUCGUCACCAAUGGAGAUGUCGAUGAUGUGGAAGGCCAGUUCCUGGUGGUCUCCGCCAUCACACCUCAUCGCGACCUGACUCAUCCGGUCUUCCAGCGAGCAAGGGUGCCACAGGCAGUCCGAGACUUCUUGCUAUCGUCUCACCCUCAGUGCUUUUCAUAUACCACGAAGCGCAGCACGUCUGGGCCCGUUCACGAACACCACGCGGAGAAGGUGGUGUUCACAACGGCCGAACCCUUCCCUACCCUGCUACGGCGGAGUGAGAUUGUCGACGCUCAGGAGAUCCUGCUUGGCGCCCACGAUACUGCACUGGAGCGGAUCGUCCGCAAGACCCAGGAAAUGACGACUCUUGAACGACGUAUAGGCCAAGGUGACACAGCCAUCGCUCAACUGCUGGUAGACGCUAUAUCAAUAUCCGUCGACCCAUCGUCGGAGUAUAGCGUGGUCUGCUAUCGCAACCUUCUUCCAGAAUCCCAGGCCGGCAGUGAGGAAAGUGGUCAUGGAGGAGAGGUCGGGCUCGAGCCAAGAGAUGCAGCCAUAAAGAUGGCUCUCGUAGACCACGCCAUCAUGAUCAAGAGGUGCCUGGCCAUGUUUGCUCACAGCAACAAUGAAGUCCUCUCGCACAGGCACGAGGAGCUUCAAAGAUACUUUGAGAAGACGUACGAGGCGGAAAUCGCCACGUUUGCGCCCCCGCCGCCAUCGCCGCCUCAAGAGACCGUGUCGACUCCCUCGACGGCGUUCCGGCAAUCCCUGUCCUCCAACGGGCGGCAUAGCCCGCAGUGGCCCAACAUUGCCAGCCCCCUGAAUGGGGACCGCGGAGACGAGGUGUCCGUCGUCCAUCAGGUUGCGCUACGGCAUAGGAGCGCGAGGCUCAGCCUCCUGGGCGGCCGCAAGCAAGAGCCCGAGCGAGCCCAGGAGGAAGCACAGGUGAACGGCGGCGGCGGCGACACGGAGACCAAGAUCGAGCACAGCCGGAGCGCGAGCAAGGGCACGGCCCGACGGCAGAGUCUCUUCCGCACGCAGUCGGUUGAGGAGACGCCGGUGGAGACGUCGGCGCAAAGCCGGCGGAGCAGCUCCGUGAGCAGGCAGAGCAUGGACAGGAGCUCCGUCCGGUCCGACAAGGAGUUCGAGGCGGAGGGCCUCGGGAUAGUCAAGCGGGGCAGCGUGAGGAAGCGGUUCAGCAUGCUCAAGCUGGGCAAGAAGAGCAGCAAGACGGGCUCGGCGAUGAGGAGCGUCGACGAGGAGUGA